Messenger RNA from Linum trigynum, 2477 nucleotides. Lineage: Eukaryota; Viridiplantae; Streptophyta; Magnoliopsida; Malpighiales; Linaceae. The record is from the annotation of a GenBank genome assembly.
CGAGCUAAAACGGGUGACCCAUUAACUCUUGACCCACUAGCUCAACCGGGUCCGGGUCAACCCGCGGGUUGACAACCUUGCUCCUGUCUUUUACCUCACCCUGCCAUCCGACGGCCCACAGCCCACUCAUCACGAACCAACGGCUGAGAUUGUUGGGCUUCAAUGUCAAAUCUCGAGACUUUGGGAGAGUUGACUCUGCUACACCUUCCUCGAGAGCGGACGGUCCGCCCGUCUUCAAAUGUCACGUUCAAGCCGACGAAACGCGUGGCAUUCCAGCUUGCAAAGUUCGUCUCUUUGAAGAGCAGUGAGUUCAUGGUACGAAGCUGCUGCUGCUCUUCUGGUUGAGGAUUCUGGUAAAAAGUUUUGUUCUUUUAUCUGGGUUUUGAUUGAUUGGAUUGUACUGAGAUAGAUCUGUUCGAAAGUUGCUGCCUUUACCACUCGUUUUGUUUUAUGCCAUGGAAAAUUGAGAUUCUGGGUUCAUCUUGUUUAUCUGUUCUUUGGAGUGGAUUUUGUUGGGUUUUGGUCUUGUGUUUUUUGGGGAAGUCGAGGAAUUGGGGUUUUGGGUUCUUGAGAGUGAAAUGGAAAGUUGGGAUCUUUGGCUUUCAGAGAUGAGAGAGUGAGAGAGAAUGAACAGUUGAUUUCAAUCACAAUCCCCCUGUAUUUGCAGAAGAUUUCAUGAACUGGUUUGAUGGUUGAAACGUGAAUUGGAUAUUUCAGUUAGGGUUACGGGACAAUCCUGAUGUCAAUCCUUGCUUUAUCUUCAUGUGCUGAAUUCCAGGAUUGCUUGAAAAAUCGAUUCAUCAUAUACUAGAUGGAUCCUGAAGCUGAGAUAUGUGGCGAUACAUGGGGUACGAGAUCCUCGUUGUCGAAUUCGGUACAAGAGAAAUCAGCAGAUUUUGGGUCACAACAGCAGCUUCAGAAGAAGUGGGACAACAACAACAACAACAGCUCCUCUAUCAUGGACUAUGGAUUCAGGAUUGGCCAACAACAACCGCCAUUGGAAGAGCAAGUAAAUCGUCAGAUCAACAAUUCGAUACAAGGCAAGAACAGCAACGAGAACAAAUCCCCUGAGUGGGAUCCAAGUGCAAUGCUAAACAAUCUCUCUUUCUUGGAACAAAAGAUCCAUCAGCUCAAUGACAUGGUCCAUUUGAUAAUCACCCGAAAAGGCCGAGUUCCCAGCAAACCGGACGAGCUCCUGACUCAGCAGCAGCAGCAGCUCAUAACUGCCGAUCUCACCUCCAUCAUCGUCCAGUUGAUAUCCACCGCUGGUACUCUGCUUCCAUCCGUCAAGACAAUCGGACAGUUCAGCCAGUUCACACCAAAACCAGCUGCUGCUUCUCCUGACCAGCAACAUCAGCAGCCUAACAACAGCAUGGAUGUCGACCACAACUACUCCACCACCGAAGAGCACGAAGAACAUGAGGACGGUGAAGCCGAGCACCUCCCACCUGGUUCGUACGAGAUUCUACAGCUUGAGAAGGAAGAAAUCCUGGCCCCGCACACUCACUUCUGCACUAUAUGCGGGAAGGGAUUCAAGCGAGAUGCCAAUUUGAGAAUGCACAUGAGAGGACACGGGGACGAGUACAAGACCCCUGCAGCCCUCGCAAAGCCUCCAGCGAUAAAAGAAGUGAGCUCAGCCGCUGCAGAGCCAGUGAUGAUCAAGAGAUACUCGUGCCCUUUCUCGGGCUGCAAGCGGAACAAGGACCACAAGAAGUUCCAGCCUCUCAAAACGAUCCUCUGCGUCAAGAACCACUACAAGAGGACUCACUGCGACAAGAGCUACGUCUGCAGCAGGUGUAACACCAAGAAGUUCUCGGUCAUGGCCGACCUCAAGACCCACGAGAAGCACUGCGGGAGGGACAAGUGGCUUUGCUCUUGCGGGACCACCUUCUCGAGGAAGGAUAAGCUGUUCGGGCAUAUCGCGCUGUUCCAAGGACACACCCCAGCCAUUCCUCCUGACGAAACCAAGACAGUCGUUGCUCUUGCACAUACUGAUGAUCCUGCCGCUGAUGACAGUGGCCUUGGAAGGAUGGACUUCAGUUCCGGUGAUCAAGCUCUCAUGGACUUCAAGUCGGUUGAUGAUCCUGUUGGCGCUGUGGCGAGCUGCUUCUCCCCUUUGAACUUCGAUUCGUGCAAUUUCGGUGGUGGGUUCCCAGAGUUCAAUCGACAGGGGUUCGACGAUUCUGAGGCUUCGUUCUCGUUUCUCUUGUCUGGUGGGUCGUGUAAUUACAGCAACCAGAAAACUGGAGGGGAAUCCUAGUACUAGCUGUAGUGGUAGGACUAGCAGUGAACUAUUAUUCACAACUAAGUAGAGAAAUUCAUGUGUCUAGAGCUUUCGUUUUGUACGUUAUAGAAGGUAAGGUUUCAUGAAUCCAAAAUAAGGAGAUUUUAUGCAUUGAAAGCUAAUAACAGCAGGGAUUCAUUUCUCAGUACUGGUUGAGAAAACCAGCUACAGCUAAUACAGGAUAGCAAGUUAC